Messenger RNA from Gigantopelta aegis, 3892 nucleotides. RefSeq names its product protogenin B-like. The record is from RefSeq and is a predicted model, not a curated record. Gene Ontology annotation, molecular function: protein binding. The transcript has 19 exons. Gene Ontology annotation, biological process: axon guidance; cell-cell adhesion. Bases 1 to 3768 code for a protein of 1255 amino acids. NCBI's taxonomy places the organism in Eukaryota, Metazoa, Mollusca, Gastropoda, Neomphalida, Peltospiridae. Gene Ontology annotation, cellular component: plasma membrane; axon.
AUGGCGGGAAGUAUGAAUUGUAGAAUGCACUGUAUACAGUGUACAGUAUGUCGACUGGGUGACGCUGGAUACGUUACACUACCCUCAGGUGUUCUACAGAUCAGCAGUCUAGCUGAAUCUGAUACGGGUCUCUACCGAUGCAUCGCAUCCCGCGGGGAACUGCACAAUCUACCUGAUGAAAUUGAUGAUAUUGAAAUGAUGCGCAGCAAAGAAGCUAGGCUCAAAAUACACACAGUUGGCAGGAACCGGAGAUUACGGGUACUUGGUUCUUCGCAGAAUGUCGCUGUUCGCCAGGGAGAGACGGCCAUCUUGGAAUGUCUUGUCGAUGGUCGGCCUCUUCCGAACAUCACGUGGUACAGAUUUGAUAAGAAAGCCAUUCGGACGGACUAUGCAGUACAGUUUGGUCAGGGUAACUUAAAGAUAUUUGAUGCCCAGUCGUCCGACAGUGGGACGUACGUGUGUUCGGCUAACGUACCCACAGGUAGCGGUUUCAAAGAGCUCAAAAGUUACUCCAACCUGACUGUCCAUGUACCACCGUCUCUCAAGUCGAAUUUCAACUCGCAAAGAUGGCCGUUUGAUCGAAUUGUAAUUUUCACCUGCAACGUGGACGGCAACCCCAGGCCAAACGUCACCUGGUUCUUCAACGGGAAGCAGCUUCGCAGCAACAGCAGGUCCAAGUUUCAGCUGAAGUCUAAGCACACGCUGAACAUAAUCAAUGCGGGUUUGAAACAGUCAGGGUAUUACCAGUGUAUGGCUACCAACGAUGCAGGACAAUUCAUUGCAACGGCCAGACUGGAAAUAUUCACUAGAGAUGGUGUUCCGCCGGCUCCAUUAAUAAAAGAAGCCAAGUCUACCUCUCCUACCACCAUUUUUCUACGAUGGGAGCAGCCCACCACAAACCCAGAGAAGCCCAUUCUAACCACAGCUAUUUAUUACACGAAAAAUGAUGGUAAAAUCCAGACGAUGUUUGCGCAGCAGAACAAUUACACACUGACUGCGCUGGAGCCGUACACGAAUUACACGAUCGAGGUCCGGUCCUAUAACUCUAUAGGAGCCAGCGUCAGUGACCGACACACGGUCGUACAAACACAGGAGGGAGUUCCAGAAUCUGUUCCGACCCUAACCGUGCGUAGUCUGAGUUCCAGGAGUAUUGGUGUGGAGUGGGAGGCGCUCAGUGCGUCCGACAGUCGAGGGGAGAUAAUCCAGCACAGGAUCUACUACCACGAAGACGGACAAGCUGACAUCAAGAUGUAUGAAGUUCCUGGCUCACAGUUUUCAUUCACUAUCCAAGACCUGGAGCCCGGCACGGUCUAUCAGGUGAUAGUUUUGGCUGGUACCAAGGUCGGCUUCCCGGAUGUCAAGGAUGAAAGAUGGAAGUGGGUAACACACAAGACUCCAGUCUCCGAUGUAUUGCCAGCUCCGAGACUGCAGAUCAGGUUUGUGAAUGCGACGUGUGUCAUAUUGACGUGGUCGAUAGAAGGUGACGCGUCGAAUAUCCGCAGCUAUGACAUCGUGCUGAGGAACUUGAAGAAUGGCGACGAUGUCAUUAGAGAUGUCCACAUAGUAUCGCCCGCACUCAAGCACGUCUUGUGUGGUCUGGAAAAUGAUUCAACGUACGAGAUCACAAUCCACGCUAAUGGUAUCGGCUCGCAGAAGUUUGGCACAGUGACCGAAGAGUUCCGAACGACCGACAAAGCUAUCUACCCUGUCCCGCAGAAUCUGUCGGCGGAGGUUCUCGAUCUGUCGUCACGGGUAAAGAUCACCUGGGAGUACACGGGGUUGCUGGGUUCAGCGGUCUCCUUCACCGUGUGUUACAGGCUGGAUAACUACCGCGUUGAUGAUGGGAGACAGUGUCGGAAUAGUAACAAGAAAAGUAUUACUAUUGAAAACCUGGAGCAGAACAAGAGAUACAGAUUUGUUGUCGUGGCGACAGUGGAUGGUCACAAGAGCCAAGAGAGUGAACCCUACUUGUUCGUAGUGACCUACAACAAUAAAGUUCCAAGUGCCCCAACCAACAUCACAUACCGACUACUUUCUGCUGAGGCAAUAGAACUGCAGUGGAAGCCGCCGAAAUCGCCCAAUGGGAAGAUUACGUCUUACAUCAUUUUCUAUGUGUCGAACGAUACAAAGCAACAUCUGUGGAGAAACUUCACAAAGCCAGGUGCUCUGACGAAGUCCGAGGUGAAGGAACUGAAGGCGGCGGCAUACUACUUCAAGCUACAGGCGUGUAACCAGGUGGGAGAGGGCGACAUGUCUCAUGUGCUCCUCGUCAGACUCGACCAGAAGAGGACCGGUGCGAGUUUGUUUGCAAAAUCAACUCUGGCCAUCGUGAUUGGGGUGUCCAUCGGAAUCGUCUGCAUCAUCAUCUGUUGUAUCGUGGUGUUUGUCUUUCGACAGAGAUGCCUGAAUCAAAGCGAACAGUGUAGCCACUCUCCUCCCACUUUCCACGGCAACGGUCACCUUCCCUGCAAUGGCAACGGACAUGCCCACCCGACGACCAAUGUGGAGCUGAAGGAAUGGGAGGUAACUCCGAUGCUGACACAGAUGCUUGAGAACGAACAGUCGGAUUCUAAGGGAGGAGGAAAUUUAAUCGUAACGCCAAACGGGGUCAAGGUUAAUGGUCUUCUGCAAGGCUUUCAGAACGGCCACCUUCCUAAUGGACACGUGACCUCGCUCGAAGGUCAUGGCCAUCUCGAGGGCGUGGCCAAUUGUGAGGAGCAUCGCGGUCUGAUUGCAGCAAUGCUGGCAUCUACUGACGGAAGCCAGACCGGGGACGGCAGCGAGUCUGGUGUGAACAUCAGCAAUAUCAGCAGCCUCAGUCCCGGUGUCGAGUCACUGGAGGACAUCGACCGCAGCGCGUCGGAGGACGAAGAGGAUGAUAACAACAGCCUGCGCGACAUUGGCGUCGUCCGCGACUCACGACGCAGCUACAGGGACGUCGACAUGCGCGUCAUCCCCGGUGAGCCGAAAUCUCGCGGUCUUGUUGGCCGCAUGGACCAAUUUGCCCCUCAGGAAGACGACGAAGAGACGGUUAAUAUUUCAGCAGAUGAUGGUCCAUGCGGGUCGACGGGUCACCACGGCGAUGAGGCAUCGUUGUUGCCGUCGACGACGACAAUGACAUCGCGUCCUGCCCCCGCUAUGAAAGCACACCAGCCAACUACCUCAUUAUCCGGCAGCAGACUUCCUCCUCCUACUUCAUGCCGGACCCCCGGACGGAAUAUUGACGGAGAGGGGUCAGUCGGGUUAUCGAAUCGUUCGCCCGACGACAAUUCGUACCAUCGGCCCCCGCCACAGUCCUCGACAGCCAAGACCUCUAGGGCAGCAGUAGCAAAAGCAACAACAACAACAACAACAGCAGCAGCAGCAGCAGCAACAGCAGCAUCUCGCAGCGAACCUCAGGGGAAGAAGAGCAAGGCAGAUUCGUCAUCUACGGGUAGUUCGGCCAUUCCUCAGGGAGACAAUGUGCAUUCUGCAUCACCCCAUUCACGUUUACCUCAGGGGAACAUGGCGCGCCCUGCGCCCGUGUCAUCUCUAGCAUCUCAGGAGCUGUGUAAAGACUUUAUUUCGACGGCGGCUAGGUCAGACAAAGCGACGUCUCGGGUGACUGCCGCGCCUACUUCUGCCGCCGCAACGGGGAAAAGCUCUCAGGAACCAGCUGACGUUUCGACAAUGGGAAGUUCGUCCUUACCUCACCCGAUACCUCAGUUCUAUCGCCAGACUUCGACGCCGAGUGCGUUUGCAGGAAGUGAAGCGGUUUCUAUCGUGUAAAUAACGAAAACACACACAGACAAUUUUUUUUUUUUUUUUUUAUUGUGACAUGAUUUGCAAGGACGACCUGUGUCGACUGUUAAUGAUAUUUUUUUUUUUUUUUUUUUUUUUUUUUUUUUUUUUU